This is a messenger RNA of Closterium sp. Naga37s-1, 1857 nucleotides long. The record is from the annotation of a GenBank genome assembly. NCBI's taxonomy places the organism in Eukaryota, Viridiplantae, Streptophyta, Zygnematophyceae, Desmidiales, Closteriaceae.
AUGGGGGCCCAGAAUCUUCCAGAUGACGACUAUCUUCGCGCGCUCGUCGCAAACCCGCCGCUUUUUGGUCCCCCGGAUGUCCCACUGCGCGCCCACCACGGCGACGUGGGCGGAACCGUUGGCGCAUUCCUGUCCCCCAGAGCUGAACACGCGGGCCUGGAGAAGCGCGUGGCGGGGGAGUUUGCUCCUAUGCGCGCCGCUGUACCGCGAGAAGAUUCGUUCGCCCGCAGCGCGGCCGCGUCGACCUCUGCGGGCAGGGAUCACUCCGGAGACGCGGAACGCCCCCGAAUAGCCCUUCGCGGAGGCGCGGACGGCUGCAGCGCGUUCGCUGCGCCCAUCCCCCCCGAGCGGCGGUGGCGGGAGGCGCGGAAGAGACCGCUGGAUCCAGAAUGGGCGGAAAAUCCGCGCAAGGGCUUUAUGGGUGCGCCUAUAAGUCCGAACGGUGUGACCGAGGCGCCUGGAAAGGACCAUCAGCGCGGCGCGUUGCGGAGCUGGGCUGCUUCCGCGAGCUCGGCGGAGCUACUAGGGAUCGCGGGGAGGCGGAAUGGAUGUUUGCUGGCGGAGGGGGAAGGGCUGGGUGUUUGUGAUGGGGCAGGGGGAGGAAGCGGGGGGAUCACGGAACGUGGGGGAAGUUGGGGAAGGGCGGAGAGCGGGGGGAGGUGGGGAAGGGCGGGGCGGGGGGGAAGAGCGGGAAGCUGGCCGCAUUCAUCUGAGGGAAACGGGGAGCGUGGCGCUGGUGGGGGGAGGAGCUCUACAACCGCGUCCACGUGGCACGACUGGAUUGGCUUGCAAGGCUGGCAGCAGCAACAGCAGCAGCAGCAGCAGCAGCAGCAGCAGCAGUGCGUGCAAGCACGUGCCGAUUGGGUUGCCCCCCAGCAUUGGAAUCUUGAAAUCCCUCAAGCGGCAAGCAGUGCACUCACUCGCCUUGUUCUUCCUCCCCCCGCCCCACCUCCCCCAGUUCUACCUCCCCCUCCUGCCAACUGGCACCCUGACUUCCUUCGAGAGGACCCAGUACCACACACACUCUCAUCGCCACCUGCUGCCUUCUCUUCUGCAGCUGCUGCUGCUGCUGUUGCUGCUGCUGCUGCCGAUCCGCACCCUUGCAACCCUCCAAACUCCCCAGAACACCUUGCAUUCUCCGCUCCGGUUGCUGCUUUGCCAUCUCCACCCGCUGCAGUCACAUCAGUUGCAAGAAACCUGGGACCAGCCAGAAAACAGGCAACUCUUGAAACUCCCCAAAACCCAGGAUCAAGCAGAGAUGAUGCGUGCGGGUCAGUGGAUCUUUCCCUUCGCCUGGGGCUGAGCCCUGAGCGUCAGGAGCAAGAUUCUGUCCGCGGGAAUGCACAAGGAAGCGCGGGUGGAGCAGAGGAGAUCAAGGGGGUGUCAGCAGGGGGAGUGGAAAGCGCGCCAGGCAAAGGGGGAUGUGGUUCGGUGGGGGGAUAUCUUGGGUCGGAGAACGUGCAGCAGGUGGCGGGUGCAGCGCGUGGGGCGGGGUAUACGCUGGUGCAGGAUAGCAUAUGGGAGUGUGAGCCUGCUGCUGCUGCUACAUCUGCUGGUGCUGCUGCUGCUGGCUCAGGGGAAUCCCUGUCCUGGGGUGGGAGCAAGGGCGGGAGUGUGUAUGAGCGCCAUGCUCUGCUGUACCAGCAUUCCAAAGGGAGUGAGCGCUGUGUGUCUGCUGCUGCUGCUACUGGCGCAGGGGAAAUGACCGGUCGUGGUGGGGGCAAGGGCGGGAGCGUGUAUGAGCGCCAUGCACUGCUGUACCAAGUCAACUUGGACCGCCACUUGAGGGACGAAGGAAAAAUGAGGGGUGAAGGGGGGGAGGCGGCCGAAGACCUCCAAUGGGAGUGGCGGGUGUGA